This is a messenger RNA of Prorocentrum cordatum, 1280 nucleotides long. The record is from the annotation of a GenBank genome assembly. NCBI's taxonomy places the organism in Eukaryota, Dinophyceae, Prorocentrales, Prorocentraceae.
GCUUGCAGCAGCCUUUUGCUGGACGCACUGGCGGGGCCCGGCGGGGGGCGCGCGGCUUCCAGCUCCUCGCAGAUGUGCGCGAGCCGCCGAGGUCUCUUCCGAACCCGCCGCGCUGAUCGAGGGAUGGCGGCGCCCUUCCUGGUCUCCCUGUUGGUCGCCCUGGCCGGCGCCGCCGAGCUCGGCAAGGAGGGCAGCGUGGCCUUCGCGGACGAGAUGCGCCUGCGCGUGCAAGCCAACCUCCAGUCGGUGCUGCCGCUCCCGUGGGACAGGAUCGAGGACAGGGACUACAUGGGCUUCAUGGCCCACCUGCCCAUACUCGAGGGGGCUAACACCACGUCCGUUGUGUCCGAGGACCUGGGCUCGACAAUUGCCCUUGUGUCGUUCAAGCUGCAGGAGCGAUUCGCCCCCGCAGCCGCUUCCAUGUUCAGGCCGAUCGAAGGGUGACCAGAACGUUUACAUCUCACGUGUGUGGAUAUUGUGUUGCCUCCCGGGGUCGUCGGAUACGCUAAGAGACAUCUUUGUAUGGGGGUCAUCCUUGGGGACCUGUGAUGAAGCAUGUUGAGCAGCCGCAGAGACAUGGCAUGCCAACGUGACAAUGUUUGCCGCCAUUUGGGGGAAACUUACCCACAGGAUAAGCAAACACGAGAGGCGAGCGUCCCUGACGGAUGUAAAUUGUCAGGCCUUUGUGAUAGUCCCCAGUUGGCCCGGCAUCUGCGCAGGCCACCGGGGGAGCUGCUGCACCAAAGCACCGUGCUCCUUCGGCAAAGGUUGAUAAUUCGUGCCCGUCGCCCGUGCGUGGCGCGUCCGUCUUCCCGCCUCACCUCACCUAUCCACCUGCAUUUUUUCCCCCGCCCUCCCUGGCACUGGCCGCCAAAUGCAUCCCAGUUUGCGGCGAACUAGUGGGCUCCUGAAAGCGUGUGUACGCUUGACUUCGGCCCGGGUUAACGGGAAGCCGGACAAGAUCGUCUUCUGAUUUGGCCAAGCUGCCACGCUCUCGGCCCAGACCAGGGCACCAUCGUCGCGUUCGUCCCGCAACUCCAGGGGUAUCCGAACCGAUGUUGGGCCAUGUUGUGCUGCUCGUAGAGGGCUUCCUCACAUCCCUCAAGAUGGGGAGGCACCGCGUGACAGGAUUGCAGCGGGAGUGGGACUCCCCUCCCCCCUCCUCCCCUACUCCUCUCCCUUGCUUGUUGUUCUGUCAUGCGAUUCUCUUAAAUUCUUUGCGUAUCGCCACCCGCCCAUCCAUCCAGCAGCGAGGCCUAGGCGAUUUGCGUUGAUUAGGG